Sabethes cyaneus is the source of this 650-nucleotide messenger RNA. Its product is annotated as 40S ribosomal protein S20-like. Lineage: Eukaryota; Metazoa; Arthropoda; Insecta; Diptera; Culicidae. Gene Ontology annotation, cellular component: ribosome; cytosolic small ribosomal subunit. The coding region runs from base 104 to 466 and encodes 120 amino acids. Gene Ontology annotation, biological process: translation. The transcript is spliced from 4 exons. The record is from RefSeq and is a predicted model, not a curated record. Gene Ontology annotation, molecular function: structural constituent of ribosome.
UUAAAGCUCCGAUCGAGUGUUGUUUUGCUUUGGUUAGGUCCAUGGCUAAAUUCUGAUUGAAAUAACCGCACUAACUCGUCCAGGACAAUUAAAACGUGUUAAAAUGGCCGCUGUUGCAAAGGAUAUCGAGAAGCCCGUCGCGGAGGCAGCAACCGUUCACCGUAUUCGCAUUACGCUGACCUCUCGCGUGGUACGCAGUCUGGAAAAGGUCUGCGCUGAUCUGAUCAGCGGCGCCAAGAAGCAGAAGCUGCGUGUCAAGGGCCCCGUUCGUAUGCCAACCAAGAUCCUGCGUAUUACCACCCGUAAAACUCCCUGCGGUGAAGGUUCCAAGACUUGGGAUCGUUUCCAGAUGCGCCUGCACAAACGCAUCAUCGACCUGCACUCGCCGUCGGAGAUCGUCAAACAAAUCACUUCGAUCAACAUCGAACCCGGUGUAGAGGUCGAGGUUACCAUUGCCGAUCCUUAGAAUGUAUAUAUAUUGCGCCGGGCUGCAUAACAUCCCAAAAACAAAAGAGACCUUAGGCCCGAUUCGGGUACAAAUACUUCGUCCUAGUAAAGUAUUUCUCACGGGAAUCUGGUGGCUUUUAGUUGUGCAUCGGUAGCAAUAUUUUACAUUAAAAAGUUGCUAAAAAUAAACGCCCAAAAAUCAA